CCAAAAUCUGACAUAUGGCCCAGAAAACUAGAGUCGUGUGCCGGAGCCCCGGAAGGCGUCCGAACAAAGAGGUCAAUUUGUUUUCUUUGUUGCUUUUUCCACUUUUUUUUUUUAAAAAAAAAAAAUUAGCGGGAUACAGAGUGGAUCGAACACACAUAUCUUAUGCAUACCUCCUGAGUUUCCGUGCUGAAUUAGCUAGCCACAAUCACAUUAGAAAAGCAUGAAGAAAAGCUCCAUCUGAUUUCUACUUAAUCUAUGCUUUAGAAGUGAAAAAAUAAAAAAGAAGAAGGUUUUGCUCAGGUGAAAGUUGAUCCAAAAUUAUCGAAAAUUUUCCUACAAUUUUUGAACAGUGAGUAUGAUUACUUGGAUUGGGAGAGUAUUGGUUCUUCUGGUUUUAAUCCCGCGAAGUUAUGGUUGGGGGAGGGAAGGCCAUUAUGCUACCUGCAAGAUUGCUGAGGGAUAUCUUUCUGAAGAUGCAGUGGCAGGAGUUACAAAAUUGCUUCCCCUCCAUGCUGAAGGUGAACUUGCGGCUGUUUGUUCCUGGGCAGAUGAAAUCAGGAUCCACCAUCGGUGGAGUGGUGCUUUACAUUUUGCUGAUACGCCCGAUUUUUUGUGCAACUACAGUUACUGCAGAGACUGCCAUGACUCUGCACAGCUUAAAGACCGAUGCGUGACUGGUGGUAUAUACAACUACACAAAGCAACUCAAGUUAGGUCCAGAUUCAGGAAUUACAUACAACUUGACGGAGGCACUCAUGUUCCUGGCACAUUUUAUUGGUGAUGUUCAUCAGCCUCUCCAUGCUGGCUUCCUUGGAGAUUUAGGAGGAAAUGGUGUAACUCUUCAGUGGUACAGUCAGAAGACCAAUUUGCACCGAGUGUGGGACGAUAUGAUUAUUGAAUCAGCUCUAAAAACUUAUUAUAACGGAAAUCUCAUGACUAUGAUUCGAUCAAUUCAAGAAAAUAUGUUGAAUGAUGAUUUUGAUGAUAUCUCAUCCUGGGACAGUUGCGAUGCCACCGUUUGUCCAGAUACGUAUGUCCUUAUCCUCCUCAAAUCUGUGGAUUGCAGAAUCAUGGCAUGCUAUGACAAUGUCUACUCUCUGACUUCUUUUCUGUUGUUUUUUUAUGCAAGCAUGGAAGUAAGAUAUGCUUCUGAAAGCAUAAACUUGGCCUGCAAGUUUGCCUACAGAAAUGCUACUCCAGGAAGCACUCUUGGAGAUGAUUACUUUGUCUCUCGGUUGCCUAUUGUGGAGAAGAGAUUGGCUCAAGGUGGCGUACGCUUGGCAGCUGUUCUCAACCGUAUUUUCAAUUCGAGCCUUCCAAUUGCAACAGAAUGAAAGAUAUUGACAAGGGAAAAUACUCCAUCAAUGGUAGAUGACUAGAUGCUAUGUGGCCUUCAUUCAAGUUGGGAACUUGAUGGAGUGUCAAAUCCACACAAAUAAAUUAACCUACU
Oldenlandia corymbosa var. corymbosa is the source of this 1449-nucleotide messenger RNA. The record is from the annotation of a GenBank genome assembly. Lineage: Eukaryota; Viridiplantae; Streptophyta; Magnoliopsida; Gentianales; Rubiaceae.